AUUAUUCAGCAGCGCGCGCUCCAAUCAGCGCACCCGAACGCCCCCCCGGCCGCGCUCCGGCGGGGUGGAGGGGAAGCUGCUCCCGCGCGCCCCUCCCUCCCGGCCCAGGCGCCGCCCGGCCCAGGCCCGGCCCGGCCCAGCCUCGGCUCGGCCCGCCCGGCUCCGCAGUCUCCCUCCCUCCCACUCGGUCCGCGCUCGGGCUCCCACCCUCCCUGGCCGCCCCGGAGCGCUCAGCCCAGCUGCGUGAGCAGCACCACUCCCGGGAGGGGGGGAGACGACGAACGGCCGACCCACCUCCAACCCAGCCGGGGCGGGACCCCGAGGCUCCGGAGGGACCCCCAACUCCAGCCACGUCUUGCACUGGGCGUCUGCCCGGCGCGGCCACUGCCUGGACGUCCCCCGGCCGACCGGCCGCCAGCGCGUGUGCGGCGGAGACGCGGGACCACACCUGGGCGCCCGCCGCCCCGGUGCCCGGCGCGCCCGCAUGGGCCCGCGCUGAGGGUUCGGACCAGGUGUCCUGCGCGAAGAGGGGGUUGGGAGGGUGGUGAGUCGGCGUCCACCCGCCCAGGGUUGGGGGUCAGAACUGGGGGGGCUAGGGCCCCCCAAACUCGGAUCGGAUCCAGCCUGAGCGUGGCGGCGCCAUGGAGUUCCGAGCGCUGCUCUGUUGGGCUUCCCUCGCCGCCGCCUUAGAAGAGACCCUCCUGAAUACAAAAUUGGAAACUGCCGACCUGAAGUGGGUGACUUUCCCUCAGGCAGAUGGGCAGUGGGAGGAGCUGAGCGGCCUGGAUGAGGAGCAGCACAGUGUGCGCACUUAUGAGGUGUGUGACCUGCAGCGCACCCCGGGCACGGCCCACUGGCUGCGCACAGGCUGGGUCCCUCGCCGUGGUGCUGUGCACGUGUAUGCCACGCUACGUUUUACCAUGCUGGAGUGCUUGUCGCUUCCCCGGGCUGGCCGCUCCUGCAAGGAGACCUUCACCGUCUUCUACUAUGAGAGCGACGCUGACACGGCCACGGCCCUCACGCCAGCCUGGAUGGAGAACCCCUACAUCAAGGUAGACACAGUGGCCGCAGAGCACCUGACCCGGAAGCGUCCUGGGACCAAGGGCACGGGGAAGGUGAACAUCAAGACGCUGCGUCUGGGCCCACUCAGCAAGGCCGGCUUCUACCUGGCCUUCCAGGACCAGGGCGCCUGCAUGGCCCUGCUCUCCCUGCACCUCUUCUACAAGAAGUGCGCACAGCUCACCUUGAACCUCACCUACUUCCCAGAGACUGUGCCCCGCGAACUCGUGGUGCCCGUGGCCGGGAUCUGUGUGGCAGACGCUGUCCCUGCCCCUGGCCCCAACCCUAGCCUGUACUGCCGGGAGGAUGGCCAGUGGGCCGAGCAGCCUGUCACAGGUUGCAGCUGUGGUCCAGGGUUUGAGGCCGCCGAGGGGAACACCAAAUGCAGAGCCUGCGGCCAGGGAACCUUCAAGGCCUUGUUGGGGGAGGGCUCCUGCCAGCCAUGCCCACCCAACAGUCACUCCAACACCAUCGGGUCCACCAUGUGCCAGUGUCGCAUUGGGUACUACCGGGCCCGUGCAGACCCCCAAAGUGCACCCUGCACGACUCUGCCCUCCGCCCCACGGAGUGUGGUUCCCCGCCUGAAUGGCUCGGCAUUGCACCUGGAGUGGAGUGCCCCCCUUGAGUCGGGCGGCCGAAAUGACCUCACCUAUGCCAUCCGCUGUCGAGAGUGCCGCCCUGGGGGCUCCUGCACACCCUGUGGGGGAGACCUGACCUUUGACCCUGGCCCCCGAGAUCUGGUGGAGCCCAGGGUGGUAGUGCGGGGGCUGCGUCCGGACUUCACCUACACCUUUGAGGUCACCGCCUUGAACGGGGUGUCUUCCUUGGCCAGCGGUCCGGUCCCAUUUGAGGUGGUCAAUGUCACCACUGACCGUGAAGUGCCUCCGGCUGUGUCUGACAUCCGGGUGACCCGCUCCUCACCAAGCAGCCUAAGCCUGGCCUGGGCAGUUCCCCGGGCGCCCAGCGGGGCAGUGCUGGACUACGAGGUCAAGUACCACGAGAAGGGCGCAGAGGGCCCCAGCAGCGUGAGGUUCCUGAAGACGUCAGAAAAUCGGGCUGAGCUGCGGGGGUUGAAGCGCGGGGCCAGCUACCUGGUGCAGGUGCGAGCGCGAUCCGAAGCCGGCUAUGGGCCGUUCGGCCAGGAGCACCACAGCCAGACCCAGCUGGAUGAGGGUGACAACUGGCGAGAGCAACUGGCUCUGAUCACUGGCACAGCAGUCGUGGGAGUGGUGCUGGUGCUGGUAGUCGUGGUCAUCGCCAUCCUCUGCCUCAGGAAGCAGAGCAGUGGGAGAGACGUGGAAUACUCGGACAAACAUGGACAGUAUCUCAUCGGGCAUGGUACGAAGGUCUACAUUGACCCCUUCACUUACGAAGACCCCAAUGAGGCUGUGAGGGAAUUUGCCAAAGAGAUCGAUGUCUCCUAUGUCAAGAUUGAAGAAGUGAUUGGUGCAGGGGAGUUUGGUGAGGUGUGCAGGGGGCGGCUCAAGGCCCCCGGGAAGAAGGAGAGCUGUGUGGCCAUUAAGACCCUCAAAGGUGGCUACACGGAGCGCCAGCGGCGGGAGUUCCUAAGCGAAGCCUCCAUCAUGGGCCAGUUUGAGCACCCCAACAUCAUCCGCCUGGAGGGUGUGGUCACCAACAGCGUGCCUGUCAUGAUCCUCACUGAAUUCAUGGAGAAUGGCGCCCUGGACUCCUUCCUGCGGCUGAACGACGGGCAGUUCACAGUCAUCCAGCUGGUGGGCAUGUUACGGGGCAUCGCCUCAGGCAUGCGAUACCUGGCAGAGAUGAGCUACGUCCACCGGGACCUGGCCGCCCGCAAUAUCCUGGUCAACAGCAACCUGGUAUGCAAGGUUUCCGACUUCGGCCUCUCACGCUUCCUGGAAGAGAACUCGUCUGAUCCCACCUACACGAGCUCCCUGGGAGGGAAGAUUCCCAUUAGAUGGACGGCCCCUGAAGCCAUUGCCUUCCGCAAGUUCACAUCAGCCAGCGACGCCUGGAGCUACGGGAUUGUCAUGUGGGAGGUGAUGUCCUUCGGGGAACGACCAUAUUGGGACAUGAGCAAUCAAGAUGUGAUCAACGCCAUCGAACAGGACUACCGACUGCCCCCACCCCCAGAUUGCCCCACUUCCCUGCACCAGCUCAUGCUGGACUGUUGGCAGAAGGACCGCAACGCCCGGCCCCGCUUCCCCCAAGUGGUCAGCGCCCUGGACAAGAUGAUCCGGAACCCAGCCAGCCUCAAAAUUGUGGCCAGAGAGAAUGGCGGUGCCUCCCACCCACUCCUGGACCAGCGGCAGCCUCACUACUCAGCCUUCGGCUCGGUGGGCGAGUGGCUUCGAGCCAUCAAGAUGGGAAGAUACGAGGAAAGUUUUGCAGCUGCUGGGUUCGGCUCCUUUGAGCUGGUCAGCCAGAUCUCCGCAGAAGACCUCCUGCGAAUUGGAGUCACCCUAGCUGGACACCAGAAAAAGAUCCUGGCCAGUGUCCAGCACAUGAAGUCCCAGGCCAAGGCCAGCACCCCAGGUGCCACAGCAGGACCCACACCACCGCCACCACCGCAGUUCUAAGCUGUGGAGGGGGACAACAGCGGGGGUCUCCUCCCUGGGCACGCCCGCUGGAUUGCACUUUGAACCUGUGGGGAUGGGGAGCUGGAUUUGGGGGUCCUGCCUGUGGGAAUGUGGGUAUCACAUUUCCUCCUACCCCUUAGAGGGGACCCUCCCCCCAGAACAAGGGUGGGUGAGAGAGCCUGCCCCUUGGCACUGGGCGUGACCCAAGGGACAGGAAGCGCCCAAUGCCUGCCAGUGUCCCCAGGUGUUGCCGUCACCUUACCGUGUCCCUGCAGACCAAAGAGAGGGGCGACUGGCCUGCCCACCAGAGUGGAGGCAGGAAGGGGUGCGGGCCCAGUGAUGAAAUCAUUGGGCUGCAGUGCCCUGGCUUGCUGCUGUGGCCCCCAACUCAAGCCUUUUCCCCUGUAAAUGCCCCUCCCCCAUCUGCCUUCAUAUUGAAGGCUUUGAGUUUUAUUUUUUAUUAAUUUUUUUUUCUGUUUUGGUCUUAAUUUUUCUUCCUUCCCCAUUUGUUUUUGUUUGUUUGUUUGUUUUCCUGUCAACUUUCUGUGUUGGAGGACACCGUUUAGCCAUCACCUCCUUUGCCUCCUUUCCUCCUGGGGCAAAGCAGGGGUACCCCCUGUUUCCUGUGAAUGGUGGCUCCAGACGUAUCCCUGCAUCCCACAGGUGUCCCCAAGCUGUGGAGUUGGGGGUUGUGGGAUGAGGAGAGUGAGGGAGUGUGAAAGGCAGGGGAGAAGGUGGAAGUCAGAGACAGAUCCCGGUGCUUGGUGGCAUUCUUAAAUUAUAUUUAAAAAAAGAAACUUUUUUUUUGUAUUAAUAAAAGAACAUGGGAUGUGU
Ochotona princeps (American pika) is the source of this 4451-nucleotide messenger RNA. It is a transcript of the gene EPHB4, whose product is annotated as EPH receptor B4. The transcript has 17 exons. Gene Ontology annotation, molecular function: transmembrane-ephrin receptor activity; ATP binding; protein binding. Lineage: Eukaryota; Metazoa; Chordata; Mammalia; Lagomorpha; Ochotonidae. The coding region runs from base 642 to 3617 and encodes 991 amino acids. The record is from RefSeq and is a predicted model, not a curated record. Gene Ontology annotation, cellular component: neuron projection; plasma membrane. Gene Ontology annotation, biological process: central nervous system projection neuron axonogenesis; cell surface receptor protein tyrosine kinase signaling pathway; axon guidance.